Messenger RNA from Mus pahari (shrew mouse), 1786 nucleotides. RefSeq names its product peptidase M20 domain containing 2 (gene Pm20d2). Gene Ontology annotation, molecular function: dipeptidase activity. The record is from RefSeq and is a predicted model, not a curated record. The transcript has 7 exons. Lineage: Eukaryota; Metazoa; Chordata; Mammalia; Rodentia; Muridae. Bases 19 to 1314 code for a protein of 431 amino acids.
CCGUAGCACGGCCGCGCCAUGGGUCCGGUGGUGGAGCGGCCGGCCGAGCCGGGCACGAGCAGCGUCGCCGAGCUGGAGCUGCUGAAGCGCCGAGCGGCCGAGCGCAUCGACGAGGCGGCCGAACGCCUGGGCGCGCUGAGCCGCGCCAUCUGGAGCGCGCCCGAGCUGGCCUACGAAGAGCACCGCGCGCACGGCGAGCUCACGCGCUUCUUCGAGCGCGAGCCGCCGGCCGCCUCGUGGGCGGUGCAGCCGCACUUCGGGCUCCCCACCGCCUUCCGUGCCGAGUGGGCGCCGUCGGAGGCCGCGGCGGGGCCCCGCGCGCUGCAGCUGGCCUUCCUGUGCGAGUACGACGCGCUGCCAGCCCUGGGCCACGCCUGCGGUCACAACCUCAUCGCCGAGGUCGGGACGGCUGCGGCGCUCGGCCUGCGGGCUGCGCUGGAGAGCAUCGCUGCGCCGCCGCCGGUCAAGGUGAUUGUCCUGGGAACCCCUGCAGAGGAAGACGGCGGUGGCAAAAUUGAUCUCAUUGAAGCAGGUGCCUUCGAAAACCUUGAUGUUGUUUUUAUGGCUCAUCCAUCUCAGGAGAACGCUGCCUAUCUCCCGGAUGUGGCCGAGCAUGAUGUGACUGUGAAGUACUACGGGAAAUCGUCUCAUGCUGCCGCUUACCCUUGGGAGGGUGUGAACGCCUUGGACGCUGCAGUGCUUGCCUAUAACAACCUCUCUGCAUUAAGACAGCAGAUGAAACCAACCUGGAGAGUUCAUGGUAUAAUAAAAAACGGUGGUGUGAAGCCCAAUAUCAUCCCCUCUUACUCCGAACUACUCUAUUACUUCCGUGCGCCCUCGAUGAAAGAGCUUCAAGUUCUGACCAAAAAGGCAGAAGAUUGCUUCAGAGCUGCAGCUUUGGCUACGGGCUGCACAGUAGACAUUGAAAGUGAAGCACACGAUUAUUACAAUGUCAUUCCCAAUAAGACACUGUGCAGUGCGUAUAUGGAGAACGGGAAGAAACUGGGAAUGGAGUUCAUCUCAGAAGAUGCAGUGCUGAGUGGCCCUUCAGGCUCUACUGAUUUUGGAAAUGUCAGUUUCGUGGUUCCUGGGAUUCACCCGUAUUUUUACAUUGGGACUGAUGCCUUGAAUCACACGGAGCAGUACACAGAAGCUGCGGGAUCACAAGUGGCCCAGUUGUACACGCUUCGUACAGCCAAGGCUCUGGCAAUGACUGCACUCGACGUCAUCUUUAAGCCUGCGUUGCUGGAAGGAAUCAGAAAGGAGUUUAAAUGUAAACUUCAAGAAGAGCAGCUUUUAAAUACAUCAGCAUAGAAGGAAACCCUAGGGGCGGCCCAGGAAACGCCAAGUUUUGUUUGCUUUUUACCUCUCAUGUUUUCCAGUGAAAAGAGGGCAUGGGUAACUGAGGACAGGAUAGAGCAAAAAAAAAAACACUAACUCACAUCUAGACUUAGUGGAGUUUGUGAUACUUCAGGCACUGGUGUGUAAUACCAUCUAUUAAGCCAGAUGAUACCUGAUCCUGUAACAUUCGGUAAUGUUUUGUAAGUGGAUCUGUUGUAUCGUGUUACAAGUCCCACAAGUUUCAGAAGGAACACUCAUGAGCUCUGUGGUUCAGAGUAUGGAAUGUCUUCUCAGCAGUUUAAAUUGAGCGCGGGGGGGGGGGAUUUGUUUUAAGUCUUAACUGUAUCUGUUUGGGUCUAAAGAAAAACUUAUAAUAAACAAAUGCUUGUAGGACACUCCUAGAGUCUCUAGUACGAAGAGUUAGCUUUACUUUUAACACUUAAGA